Paramisgurnus dabryanus is the source of this 1520-nucleotide messenger RNA. RefSeq lists its product as uncharacterized. Gene Ontology annotation, cellular component: extracellular region. The record is from RefSeq and is a predicted model, not a curated record. Gene Ontology annotation, biological process: immune response. Gene Ontology annotation, molecular function: chemokine activity. Lineage: Eukaryota; Metazoa; Chordata; Actinopteri; Cypriniformes; Cobitidae.
AGCAAGAGGCCGACAGUAAAAAUGGAGACACAACAAAUUCUUAGAAGAACUUUGUCUGUCAUGGUGGUAAUCGCGUCUGUGAUCUGGACAAUAACAUGUCAAGCUAAGGUGAGCAACUGCUGUACACAGGUCACCAUGAAUGAGGUGACAGAUCCAAUCAUUAGUUACAAGCUGCAAAAACAUAAUUUACCAUGUGUUAAGGCUAUAAUCCUUGAAACACAAACAGGAAGGUUCUGCAUUAAUCCAAAAGCAUCAUGGGUACGGGAGAAAGUUCGCCAGUUAAGAGCUCAACAAAAAAGCAAACAUUUAGAAACCCUUGACACUUCCACACCAUCAUCAUCCAUUACAAAAUGCUUAACUUCAAACACUCCUCAAGGAAUAACUUCAAACACAGCAGAAUUGCAAAAGGGGAACACCUGUUGUACAACAGGUCUUAUGGAUGAGGUGACUGAUUUAAUUAACAAGAAGGCAGGAUUCAAAGAGAAAGAGCAAGGAUCGACAGUAAAAAUGGAUACACAAAGACUUUCUAUGGGAAAUUUGGCUGUCAUGAUGGCAAUUGCAUCUGUGAUCUGGACAACAGCGUUUGCUUAUGCUCCAAUAAAGGCGCCCAAAUGCUGUCAAAAAGUCUCCAGGAGUGAAGUGACCUACCCAAUCAUCAGUUACAGGCUGCAAAUAAAGAAUUUACCAUGUGUCAAGGCAGUAUUACUUGAAACUCAAGGGGGGAAAUUCUGCAUUCAUCCAAGAGCAUCAUGGGUACGUGAGAAAAUUCUCCAGUUUAAAAGAGCUCAAAAACAAAAAUUAGCACCAAUCACUGUGGUUCAACAUGUGACUUCCACACCACCAUCAAUAGUUAAAACAAAAAAUUGUUUAGCAGUUUAUGACUAUAUUGUUAUAUUUUUCAAAUGUCUAUAUUUUUUAAUUAUUUAUGUGGAUUGAUUUAUUAAUAUUACAGUGUCAAACACAUAGGGCUAUUUGUCAAUAAAAAAGUCAGUCUUAAUGAGAUAAACUUAAAAUAAAACAGUUUAAAUAGCAGAUCUGGUUUGAAUAAGAUAUCCGUAUGUAUAAUAUUUUACAUUGAAAUGUACGGUUACAACUUAAGGAUGAUAAAAGUUUUAAAGCUUUUUAGAAUUUGUAUGAGAAAAAAUCUAGGCACUUUGUGUCAGUAUGAUGAUGAGUGCUGGAACAACUGUAAUCUGAAACUAUAAACUGAUGAUGAGUAACUACAGGCAUUGCAUGUUGAUUUUGUUUUUGAGUUUGCACCACAGGCCCUGUGAAUCUGGCAUGGAGACCCUGCAUUGUCUUUAUUCUGCCCUAAAUAUUUGUUUCCUGGCCUCUUACGUUUCAAGUAUACUUGUUUUAUGGCCAUUAAUAAUCAUAAUAUAACUGCCAUGAGUUAACAUAUCAUGUUUUUACAUAUAUACAGUAUUUACUGCAUGUCUUUAUGAAAUACUUGAUUCUGAUUGGACAGUCUCGACAUCCUGCUGUCUGUUUUCAUAUAAUAAAAAUCAUGGUCAUCCAGG